AUGUCGAGCGGUGGGCGAAGAGCACAUAAGAAGUCCCGCCAUGGAUGUGGCCAAUGCAAGAAGAGAAGAAUAAAGUGCGACGAGCGACCACCCCGUUGCAGCAAUUGCAACAAGCGGCGAGUUGAAUGUGAUUAUGAGCUACUAGGAUACCCACUGGCCGUACCUGCAGCAAGCAAACUGCAGCGGGAUAAACAAGUAUCGUUGGAUGGAAACUGCAGCAAGGAUAAUGGAUCCUUAAUCGUCUCGCCGUCUCUGUCGGAUAUGACUCUCAAUCUCCGACACCUGGAACUGAUGCAUCACUAUGUCACAAAGACCUCACUCACUCUCAUCAAUGUCGAUGAAGAUGGGGGUAUGUGGCAGGAGGGCGUUCCCAACAUGGCCAUCUCUAACGACUUUCUGAUGCAUUCUAUUCUGGCUUUAUCUGCGCUUCACAUCGUCCAUCUCCGUGGCUUGGAUGAAUACGCUACCGCUCGAUCUCAUCAUGCUCAAGCUUUUAGCUGCUUACACUCUGGAAUAACAGAAAUCACUCGGUCCAACUGUACGGCGGCUGUUGCAUUUUCUGCCCUGCUUUUGAUAUUUUCUUGUGGUCUGGCACAGAUUUCUCACGCGUUGCAUCACUGUGAUAAUAUUGAUAGCCUCUUGACUGUCUUGGUUGCCUUUCGCAGUCACUCCAGGCUUUUUAAUCCAGUGCAGCAGUGGAUUGGCGGGAAACUCACAGGCGACUUCAAUGCGCGUGGGGGUGAUGUUCGCGUGGAUCUCUACGAGGAAUCCAUUAUAGAACCAUUCCGCAUGCUUGAUCUGACCAACAAAGCCUCCGCUGACAACGAAGAAGAUAAGGCCAUAUAUCAUCAAGCCAUCCUGAGCCUCCAGGAAUCUGCCCAGAGUGUGUCUGUAUACCCCAGACUCCUGUGGCCUAUUACGGUCUCCCCAGAGUUCAUCGCUCUACUGCAAAAGAAACUGCAAAAGAAACGUCCAAUGGCCUUGGUCAUCUUGGCUUACGGGUGCGUGCUUGCCAAGUACGCACCCCUACCGCUGGUUUAUGCACAACUGGGCUGCAAACGUUACGAAUUCUAUCGCGAAGCUGAUCGAUCCGGAGUGGAUGUCAGCGCUAAGAUGGCCGCUCGAUGA
Penicillium cosmopolitanum is the source of this 1128-nucleotide messenger RNA. RefSeq names its product Zn(II)2Cys6 transcription factor. Gene Ontology annotation, molecular function: DNA-binding transcription activator activity, RNA polymerase II-specific; zinc ion binding. NCBI's taxonomy places the organism in Eukaryota, Fungi, Ascomycota, Eurotiomycetes, Eurotiales, Aspergillaceae. The record is from RefSeq and is a predicted model, not a curated record. Gene Ontology annotation, biological process: regulation of transcription by RNA polymerase II. The transcript is spliced from 4 exons. Bases 1 to 1128 code for a protein of 375 amino acids.